Dioszegia hungarica is the source of this 4131-nucleotide messenger RNA. RefSeq lists its product as uncharacterized. NCBI's taxonomy places the organism in Eukaryota, Fungi, Basidiomycota, Tremellomycetes, Tremellales, Bulleribasidiaceae. Gene Ontology annotation, molecular function: protein kinase activity; protein binding; ATP binding. Gene Ontology annotation, biological process: protein phosphorylation. The transcript is spliced from 9 exons. Bases 1 to 4131 code for a protein of 1376 amino acids. The record is from RefSeq and is a predicted model, not a curated record.
AUGGCCUCUUCCUCGCUCCGGCCUCAUGCGGUUCAGCGGCCACUACACUCUCCUACCGGCUCAUCCGACCACACAACCACUCCCACUUCACCACACUUCUCCUCCCACCCGAAUCCCCACCCUGCCCUGCCCAGAAGCCAUCCGCAUCCAUAUGCCAACCGCUCGGCCGACCUCCUCGCUUCCACUUCUACCCUCGCAUCAACUACUCGUUCCCCCUCCCACCGCCCCGCUACGCCGCCGCUCCUCCAUGCCCCCCCAGGCGUAUCAUUCUCGUCGUACCUCGCUGGCUGGACAGGCGAGCAAUUACAGCAAUUCCUCACGCAAUGCAAGUGCGGUCACUAUGCGGACACAUUCCGGCGGAACGAUAUCGAUGGGAGGGUACUGCUGGAUCUCGACAUGGCGAGUCUGAAGGAGAUGGGAGUAACCAAGGUCGGCGAAAGGGUCAAGCUCCUCAGUGGGAUAAAGGAUCUCCGGAAGCGCGCGACGGGGCAGGUCACGUCAAAUGCGGCCUCUAUGGUGGGGAGAUCGGUGGUGGAGCUGAGGCUCAACGGGACGGCUACUCCUAGUCCGGACUGGACAACUGUUGGCGGACUUGUGGUUCCCACUCGGCCAGGACAUGAGCGCAGCCUGAGCCAUACCGGCAGUCAGUCGAGUAUGGGCGAGAGAAGGGAAAAGAUCGAUCGCAGCCUGAGCACGAGGCGGCCUGGAAAUGCCCGACCACCACCCCUCGAUCUGCACAGCUCGAGCAGGGGUCACGGCCCGUCGCUGUCGUACAGCCAUCCGAACGGGAACGGAUCGAGCACGGCGCGUGGACCGUCCUCGACUCCGCGUCCAUCUACGCAGAACGGGCCUGUCUAUCCCGGAAAUUUGCAGCGGCCGUCAAUAUCCAGCCAGACAAGCUCGAGCGCUACCAUCACUCCUGCCUCGCUCAAUUCCUCUUCCACCAUCAGCCGACCGCAUCCCCUCCCUUCCAACCUCAAUCUUCGGGCACCUCCUGCCCGGGAUACGGCCAGACGAUCGCCCAGUCCCAUCAAUGGCAUUGAUUCCGCAAGCUUCGUCGAUCGGCCUCUACCCCCAGCACCUGGUUCCUCCGGCGGUCCGACGAGCUCUGCGGCAGAGUACGCUCGACAGCAUGCUGGGACCCCCACACCGCCGAGCUGGCAGAGCAAUCACGGAAAGGGACCAUCUCCAUCCUGUGCGGAACGGCGGGCGGCAACAGGGCACGGUCAGCCGUCUGUCUCGGCCCUUAGCGGCUCGAACGGGAUACGCAAGCCACCUGCGUCGUCAGGCCCGUCGUUCGGCUCGACUCAGCAGAAGCAGCCCAGUCCUAUCAAAGCCAAGUUCUCCGCCUUGGUCAACCGGAACCCUCAACCAGCGGUACAUCCCUUCGCGGCCACUAGGGAUCCAAAGGAAGUCGUGCCUCCCAAAGACCGCGAGCGGGAACGGGAGCUGUCGACACGAAGCGGGGAUCACCAUUCCGGCUCGCUACGGAAUCAGACUGGCGGGUACUCUGUCGGUGCUGGACCGCUCAAGUCCAGCUCUUCUCGGACUGCACCGCCAGCACCCCCACCCGUAGCAGCGAAUCCUCCACGCCAAAACUCCAUCUCAUCUGCAUCUAUCGGCUCCGGCUCGGUCAUCAGCCUAGAAGAGGUCCGCAGGCAGGUCGUCAAAUUCAUCAACUCGGAAGAUGGGACGACGCGGACGGUCAAUGUCAGCAGCUGUACGAGUGGUGUCGAGGUGCUCGAGAGGGUGCUCAAGAAAUUUGGCAAGUGGAACACCGGGAACGUGAGCUCGGAAGGCGAAAGUGACGAGGAGGGGGAGAGGCUGGAAGUGGAUGGCUGGGGAGUGUACACGGACGACGCGGAUCACAAUUCCAAACCACUUUCGGAAGCUGCACUACUUGGCAUCUGCCUCUCGCAUCGGGAUGGAUCAGCGCUUCGGGAGAGAGGCCUUGUCCUUCGUCGAUCAAGGAAAUUCGGCAAUCGCAAGAACAUGUCCGAGUUCUUUGGCGAGCAGCCACCCGCUCCUCUCUCUCCCAAAUCACCAACCUACUUUGGCGGCGGUCCUCGACUCGGAAUCAGCCAGACCCAAUCGUCCGACCCAGCCAACCUCCUCACACCUACCCGUACCCGCCGCGCCACCAAUGCCAAUGUCAACCGCGCGAGCAUGGUAUCCGUCAUGUCCGGACUUGGUGUCGCUGUCACCGAUCUACCACCUUCCCCAUCUACCGUCGUUCGAUCACCAUCAACGGCUAGCUUCCUCCCCGGCAGUCGGAAAAAGAUGUACAACUUUUUCGGUCACCGCCCACCCUCCGAGCUCAUCUCGAACCAUCUGGCGGAAUACUUCCCUUCGGCCAAAAAGAAGGAGCUGGACAAGACGGUGCGGAAGAGCGUCUACCGGCAGUCCAUCUACGGGGCCAAGCGAGGCAGUAUCGCUCCAAGCGUGAUGAGCGGGCGAGAGUCGUUCGACUUUGCGCCGUCUGCCAAGCCAAGUCCACCGCGGCGCCGUCCGACCAGUCGGAUGACCAUGACGAGUCCUCCCAGCUCAAGUGCCAUCCCUGAAGAGGGAGAGGAGACGGGCGGCUCGGAUGAGGCCCUCGGGCGGCCUGGCGUACCCCGGAUGAGCGUCUCGGACGAGGCUGGCAGUAUCCGCCGGCCCAUGAUCGACGGCGACACCUCUGCCAGUUCCGGGGCCGAUUCGGACCGUCCUCCCCUCCUACCAGCGUUCGAACCAUUCAAUGAGAGCUUGUCAGAUUCGCUCCAAGCAUACUCGCGCUCGCGUGCCUCGCUCGCCCGGCCCAAGUCCAUCUCGCAGCAUGGUCGGCGGAACUCGGCGUCUUCGUCCCGGUCUCGCAUGUCCACCUUUUCGCAGAUGCGCAGGGCGCGCGAUAGGUCCGACACGGCAUCCAUGCUCACUGUGGAUGAGAUCACGGCCGAGGUGGAGAACCGUCGGGCGUCGACUAUCUCGUUUGACGAGACGAGCGAUGAAGAGGAGAUGGAGCCUGCGGUGGUAGGGACGGCUAUCCUGGCGCCCCCGCAGGAUAUCGCCAAUGUGGGGGACAUGCCGGUGGACGAGGGGGACGGCAGCGAAGAGGCGGAUGAGAGCGAUGACGAAAGCGAGGAGGAUAGCGAUAGUGACGAGGACGAAGAUGAGAGCGACGAGGAGGAGGACGCGGGCGAAGACGAGCAUGGGAAGGCGUAUACCUCAACGGGAUCUGGACGCAUCAUCAAGUGGAUCAAAGGCGCGCUCAUUGGUGCUGGCUCCUUCGGCUCGGUCUACCUCGGGAUGGACGCCCAGUCUGGUCUGCUUAUGGCUGUCAAGCAGGUCGAGCUGGGGUCGGGCAAAAACGUCGAGCGCAAGAGAGGGAUGAUUGAAGCGCUGGAGAGGGAGAUCGAGCUCUUGAAGGAGUUGCAGCAUGAGAAUAUCGUGCAAUACCUCGACUCCUCGAUCGACGGGACUCACCUGAACAUUUUCCUCGAGUACGUUCCGGGCGGCUCUAUCGCCGCGCUGCUCAACAAUUACGGGGCGUUCGAGGAGGCGUUGGUACGCAACUUUGUUCGGCAGAUCUUGACGGGUCUGAACUACCUGCAUGAGCGGGAAAUCAUUCAUCGGGAUAUUAAGGGGGCGAACAUCCUCGUUGAUAACAAGGGAGGGAUCAAGAUAUCCGACUUUGGAAUCAGCAAGAAGGUCGAGAGCAAUCUGCUACAGGGGAUAGGAGCGAGUCGGCCAUCCCUCCAAGGUUCGGUCUUCUGGAUGGCGCCUGAGAUCGUCAAGCAGACGAGCUAUACCUCAAAAGCGGAUAUCUGGUCCGUCGGGUGCUUGGUUGUGGAGAUGUUGACGGGAACGCAUCCUUGGUCGGACCUUACCCAGAUGCAGGCGAUCUUCAGAAUCGGCCAAGCAAACAUCCCAGCCAUCCCAUCCGAUAUCUCUCCCCAGGCGCUUGACCUUCUCAACAGCACCUUUGAGAUCGACCAUACGAAACGGCCUACCGCGACCGAGCUGCUGGAAUGUGACUUCCUUACUGCGCGACCAAAGACGGUCAUCAUCAGUGAGGCGCAGGCCAAGGCGAGCAUGGCGGCCGUACAUGCGGGCGCGCAAAGGGGGAUGCAGAUGAUGGCAACGAAGGGUUAG